Penicillium robsamsonii is the source of this 1212-nucleotide messenger RNA. RefSeq names its product RNA 3'-terminal phosphate cyclase-like protein. The record is from RefSeq and is a predicted model, not a curated record. Gene Ontology annotation, cellular component: nucleolus. The coding region runs from base 1 to 1212 and encodes 403 amino acids. Gene Ontology annotation, biological process: endonucleolytic cleavage of tricistronic rRNA transcript (SSU-rRNA, 5.8S rRNA, LSU-rRNA); ribosome biogenesis. Gene Ontology annotation, molecular function: RNA endonuclease activity. The transcript has a single exon. NCBI's taxonomy places the organism in Eukaryota, Fungi, Ascomycota, Eurotiomycetes, Eurotiales, Aspergillaceae.
AUGGCAACAACCUCUCAACCCCCCCUUCGGUUUACGUCCCAUCACAAUCUGGUAUAUCGCCUGGUUUUGUCCACCCUCACCGGCCGCACAAUCCACAUUUCGCAAAUUCGUUCCUCGUCGCCCACGAAUCCGGGUCUUGCGCCUCAUGAAAUUUCUUUCCUCCGUCUCCUAGAUGCAAUCACCAAUGGCUCUCAAAUGGAGAUCUCAUACACCGGAACGGUGCUUGUUUACAAGCCCGGUCUGAUCACCGGCAGCACGGCCGGUACUGGAGCCAGCGGCGGCAUGAUCACUUACGAGCUUCCCUCAAACUGUAACCGCGGUCUCAGUUACUUCCUGAUCCCGCUCUGUCUGCUGGCCCCCUUCGCCAAAGCACCCAUGAAGGUGCUCUUCACAGGACCCGGUGUCAUCACCUCGUCGACACCGACCGGAGAUAUGUCCGUCGAUAGCGUUCGCACUGCGAUCCUCCCUCUGUACAAGCAAUUCGGUAUCUUCAACAACAUUGAGCUCCGUAUCUUGAGGCGAUCAAACCCUGGCCCCACUGGUAGGGGUGGCGGUGGUGAAGUGCAACUCGUGUUUGGCCACCAGGUCCGUCUGCCGAAGACUCUGCACUUGAUGAACGCCGGCCGCAUUAAGCGCAUCCGUGGUGUUGUAUACUCGGUUGGUGUGUCUGGCUCGAACAAUGCUCGCAUGAUUGAGACUGCCCGUGGUAUCCUCAACCCACUCAGCCCUGAUACUUAUAUCUUCUCCGACGUUGCGUCUGCGCCUUUGGUACCAGCUCCGGAUAAGACCAACCCCCAAGCCAAGAAGAAGAUCGGUCUUGGAUUUGGUUUGUCCUUGGUAGCGGAGUCUUCCACGGGCUGCCUAUUCUCGGCCGAUGUGGCCUCUCCGCCAUCGGGUGGUCAAGCCCCCGAGGAGGUCGGAAAGCAGUGUGCAUUCCAGCUUCUGGAGACGGUUGCCAAGGGAGGUUGUGUGGCUCCUGCGGCUGCGACGACCAUGUUCACUCUCAUGACCAUGGGCUCGGAGGAUGUUGGGCGGCUGCAGGUUGGCCGAGAUGUAAUUGCUGAUCCCAACGUGGUCCAGCUCGCUCGAGACCUGUCCAAGUUCGGUGCCCCCGGUUGGGGUAUCCGAGACGCACCUGACAAUGGAGAUGGAGAUGUGAUUGUCAGCAUUGUCGGCCGUGGAAUCGGUAACGUCGGCAGAAAGGUUGCUUAA